CUUUUCUAUAUCAAUCACUUGAUUUCUUUUAGUUUAGAGAUCAAGUUUUGUUAGUUAUUGCUCUAUAGAAAUGGAAAUGGAGAUGACACACGAGGCGAAAAGCCGGGUUUUCUCAAGAGUGUUGAGUAGGCUUGAAAACUUAGUAGUGAAGUUAAAAGGGAAAUGUGUAGGGAUAGCUAAAAAUAUAAAGAAGAUAGCAAAAGAUGAUCCUAGAAGAGUUAUCCACUCCCUUAAAAUGGCACUUGCUCUCACAUUAGUUAGCUUGUUCUACUUUGUUAGACCUCUCUAUGAUGGCUUUGGUGUCUCUGGGAUGUGGGCUGUCUUAACUGUCGUCGUCGUUUUCGAGUUCAGUGUAGGUGCAACUAUAAGCAAGGGUAUAAAUAGAGGAUUUGCAACCUUAACGGCCGGUGCCCUAGGGGUUGGGGCUCAACACUUGGCCCUUCUCUUUGGGACAAAAGGAGAGCCAAUCGUCCUUGGCUUCUUGGUGUUCUUAUUAGCUGCAAUGUCGACAUUUACACGAUUCGUACCGAGUAUCAAGAGAAGAUAUGAUUAUGGCGUACUGAUAUUCAUAUUGACGUUCAGUUUAGUAGCAGUAUCAGGAUACAGAGUUGAUGUGAUAUUAGUAUUGGCUUACCAAAGAUUAUCGACCAUCAUAGUUGGUGGUGCGACUUGUAUGAUUGUCUCGGUUUUUAUUUGCCCCGUUUGGGCUGGCGAGGAUCUUCACAACCUUAUUGCUACCAAUAUCGAAAAUCUUGCCAACUUCAUGGAAGGGUUUGGAGAGGAUUAUUUUACGAUUCCUGAGAACGACAUGAUGAGCAUAAACUCCAAGAAAGAUGGCAAAGCAUACCUCCGAAGUCACAAAAGUGUACUUGCUUCUAAAACUAAUGAAGAAAAUUUGGCAAAUUUUGCUCGAUGGGAGCCAUGCCACGGCCAAUUUAGGCUCCACCAUCCUUGGAAACAAUACGUUAAAGUUGGAGCUCUUAGUCGACAAUGUGCUUACCACAUUGAAACUCUUUGUGGGUUUAUCAACACUGAAGUUAAGGCAUCAAUGGAAUUCCGGAGAAAAAUUAAUGAUCCAUGCUCAAGGAUGAGCAUGGAAUCGAGCAAGGCACUAAGGGCAAUGUCUUCAUCGAUUCGAAAAAUGGGUCACCCGAAACAAGUUAUGAUCCAUGUAGAGAACUCAAAACAAGCUGCCCAAGAACUCGAAAACGUACUCAAAACAAUGUUAUACGGACCGGAAUUAGAUAUCGUCAUUGCACUCGUCCCAGAUGCAACGGUUGCAUCUAUACUAGUUAAUAUCAUAACUUGUGUGGAGAAAAUAUCAGAAGCUGUUCAUGAACUUGCUAAGGUAGCUCAUUUCAAGGAAGUAGUUGACGCCACGGUUUCACCGGAGACGGCUAAACAACCGGUGAAACUUCACCGAGGUAUCGUGAAUCCGAUGUACGAUGACGGUGGUGAUCGGAAAGAGGCUGAUUAUCACGUGGAUGUAAUAGUAUGUGAUCAGAAAGCUCAAAAGGUUGUUAUUGGGGGUUGUACAGAAGGGAAGGUAGGGGUUGCUAAUAGUAAUGAGUGCUCAAAUAAUGUAAAUAAUACUAGUGUAGUUAACCCCCCACCUAUAAUAAUCACGUGCAUGUGAACCUCUUUUUUUUGUUGAGGCAUCCAUGCAUGAACGUGCUUACUAGCUAGCUUGUUUGAGUUGAGUUUACUCUUUUACGAAGUAUUUUCUUCAUCAUUUAUAAAUUUGGUUUAA
Molecule: messenger RNA, 1750 nt
Organism: Spinacia oleracea (spinach)
Lineage: Eukaryota; Viridiplantae; Streptophyta; Magnoliopsida; Caryophyllales; Amaranthaceae
Product: aluminum-activated malate transporter 8
Exons: 6
Coding region: 71-1636 (521 amino acids)
Biological process (GO): malate transport
Source: RefSeq, a predicted model, not a curated record